AUGCGGUGCUGCUCUUGUACUCAAGUACUCAUUCUCAUAGUUGGAAUGAGUUCACCGGAUUUAUUGAUAAUGGUUCUUUUUUUUUCUUAUUUUUUAGGUGCUUUUUAUGGCUAUUAUUUAGGCCGCUGCCAGUUUAACUCUCCUGACAGCAAUGAUGUUGUGUUAGUGGAACAACUGUACUUCAAUAAGAUUUUACUUGGCCAAUAUAACAGCACUUUGGGAAAAGUGGUGGCGUUCGUUGAGAAAGCCGAAGCUUAUGCAGAUAUGCUCAACAAGAUGUCAAGAUUCCAGGCACAUCAAAUAUGGAAAAUAAACCGCUGCAAAACAGGUGCACAACUGGCAAAUGAAAAUCUACCAGCUGCAGUGGAGCCCUACGUUUGGUUGAGGUUAGUGAAGGCAGAGAACAGUCAACAUCAGCAGAAGCUCGUCUGCAGCACUUACGACUUCUAUCCAAAGAAAAUCAGAGUGACAUGGCUGAGAGACGGAAAGGAGGUCACAUCGGGUGUGACAUCCACUGACGAGCUGCCCAAUGGGCACUGGCUUUAUCAGAUCCACAGCUACCUGGAGUUCACACCUAAACCUGGAGAGAAGAUCACCUGCAUGGUGGAGCAUGAAAGCCUCAAGGAACCAAAACUUUAUGACUGGGAGCCUGAACCGGGUUCAGGAAAAAACAUGCUGGUUGUUGGUUCAGCUGGGCUGCUGUUGGGUUCAUUGUUUUCAGUCAUGGGGUUCAUCUUCUUCAAGAAGAAAUCAAUUGCAGACCGGGUGAGAGUGCCAACAACUGAGAUUCUGCAGGAGAUUCCCGGAAACAACCCUUAAGUUUAAGUUUAGCUGUCUCAGGAUCAGUGGCAAAAGGUGCUGAGUUUGAUUGCAGCUUCUUCCUCCACAAAACACUCGACAAGGAACCAACCUUGACCAGUGUUACUCCAAAUACAGACCUUAAAGCACAUUGUGUUAACAUUGGUUAAAAAAAAUACUUCAGCUUAAUGCUUUGUUUGGCAUUUUUACAGGACACACUGAUUUUAAAGUUGUGCAAAACAUCCAAAAAGGUAGUGAAAUAUCCCUUUUUUCUUUUGAUUGAUUAUACAACAAUCCAAAUUAUUGAUGGGUAACAUUUUAAAAUUAAUCUGUGAUGUCACAAAGCAUAUUUAAAGGAUGUCAUUUUAUUAAAAAUCAAUGUGAA
This is a messenger RNA of Poecilia reticulata (guppy), 1183 nucleotides long. The record is from RefSeq and is a predicted model, not a curated record. NCBI's taxonomy places the organism in Eukaryota, Metazoa, Chordata, Actinopteri, Cyprinodontiformes, Poeciliidae.